Molecule: messenger RNA, 618 nt
Organism: Humulus lupulus (European hop)
Lineage: Eukaryota; Viridiplantae; Streptophyta; Magnoliopsida; Rosales; Cannabaceae
Exons: 1
Coding region: 1-618 (205 amino acids)
Source: RefSeq, a predicted model, not a curated record
AUGUCAAACAACAAAGAAAAGUUCCACCCCGCCCUCUCGAUUACCAACGUGAAAUCCGUCAUCCCAAUCACGUUGGAUAACGAAACUGGCCAAUAUCAUUCACGGGCUGCUCUUUUCACGGUUCAACUCCGUGUCCACAAUCUCCUUGACCACAUCUUUCCUCCCACUGAGGAAGUAGCAAAGGCCGCCUACGAGAAGGAGAAAGCUGCUGACCCAGCUCUUUGGAAACGUCUCGACACCGCCAUACUGCAAUGGAUUUAUGCCACCAUAUCCUCUGACCUUCUCCAUGCCAUAUUGUUCAAGGAUGACUCGGCCCAGGCCGCAUGGAACCGCCUUGAAACUUUAUUCCUUGACAAUAAAGGAUCUCAUGCUACUCAGCUUGAAGAGGAAUUGGCUGCCGUGAAUUUUGAGAAUUUCUCCAUCAUCGAUGCUUAUUGCAACCAUGUCAAGUCAUUGUCCGAUAGACUAGCCGACGUGGAUGCUCCAGUGACGAAUAGUCGCCUUGUUCUCAAACUUACAGGAGGACUGCCAGAUUCGUACUCUAGCAUGGUUGACUACAUUCAGAACCAAGACCCACUACCCCCGUUCGAAAAUUGUCGAUCUCGUCUCAAGCUUUGA